AUGUUAUCUUUUAAAAAGUAUCAAGCUAGCAUUGGAAUCUCAGCUAACAUCUUCCUUCUUCUCUUUCACAUUUUUACAUUCUUUCAGGAUCACAGGCCUAAGACCCAUGCCCUGGUCACUAGUCACUUGGCCUUUGUCCACCUAGUAAUGCUCUUCACUGCAAUGGAGAUUUUGUCUCCAGACAUGUUUGAGUCACAAUUUCAGAAUAACUUUAGAUGUAAAGCUUUGUUCUAUGGGCACAAGGUGAUGAGGGUCCUCUCUAUCUGCACCACUUGCCUCCUGAGCAUGCUGCAGGCCAUUACCAUCAGCCCCAGAACCUCCUGGUUGGUGAGAUCUAAACAUAAAUUUACAAAUAACAAUAUCCUGGGCUUAUUCGUUUUUUGGUUUAGCAAUUUGUCUUUCAGUAGUGAUAUGAUCAUCUACACUGUAGGUUAUUCCAAGACUCAGAUAAUUUUGAAUAUCAGCAAAUAUUGCAUACUCUUCCCAAUGAAUGUCAUCAUCAGGGUGCUAUUUCUUAUGCUGUUGUUAUCCAGAGAUGCCUUCUUCAUAGGAAUCAUGCUCCUUUCAAGUGUAUACAUGCUUAUUCUUUUGUCCAGGCAUCAGAGGCACUCCCAGCGCUUUCACAGCAGCAGCCUUAUAUUAAGGACCUCCCUAGUGAAAAUGGCCAUCAAGACUAUCCUCAUGCUGGUGAAUUUCUUCGUGCUCAUGUAUUCAGUGGACUUCACCCUCUCAUCAUCCACAAUGCCCUUAUGCGUAUUUGGCCCUGUCAUCUAUGGUGUCCACGAGUUUGUGGUCAAUGCCCAUGCCACUGUCAGUCCUCUGGUGCUAAUCAGAUCUGAUAAAAGAGCCGUCAAUAUUCGACAGCUCGUGGUCCUUCUUGAAGAGUUCUUGAAGAGAACUAGCAGUUGGGCUGAAGCCCCUUGGCCUCAUGCGGACUCUCCAAUACUCAUCGAACUUCAUGACGGACAUGAUGCAGGUGGCUGUAUCUGGGCCCCAGAACUUUCAGGACUGAGCCCUGGUGAAGACAGGAGGGCGUUGUGGGUCCUGGAUGUCCCUGUGCAGCCGGUGCUUCUGGAUGGGACCAUUCACCACCCAGAUGCCUCCUCACUAGGUCUCCAAGCCUCACUGGUCACAGAUUUCCAGGGACAUUCUGAGCCACAGGUGAGCACCGCAGUGGCCCCUCGCACACUGAAUUCCAAGGCUCCUUGUGAGGUGCUGGCACAGUCCUGGCUCGGCUGCACACUGGCCCUGUGGGCCCCCAUCCAGGUCUGGAGCAGA
Messenger RNA from Piliocolobus tephrosceles (Ugandan red Colobus), 1278 nucleotides. RefSeq names its product vomeronasal type-1 receptor 90-like. Gene Ontology annotation, biological process: G protein-coupled receptor signaling pathway. Gene Ontology annotation, molecular function: pheromone receptor activity. The record is from RefSeq and is a predicted model, not a curated record. Gene Ontology annotation, cellular component: membrane. Lineage: Eukaryota; Metazoa; Chordata; Mammalia; Primates; Cercopithecidae.